AUGCUCUCCAGCCUGGGGUGUCUACUUCUCUGUGGAAGUAUUGCACUUGCUCUGGGAAAUGCACAGAAAUUGCCAAAAGGUAAAAAGCCGAGUCUGAAAGUGCACAUCAAUACCACCAGCGACUCCGUCCUCUUGAAGUUCCUGCGUCCAAAUCCGAACGUAAAGCUGGAAGGAUUCCUCCUGGGAUAUGGCAGCAACGUGUCUCCAAACCAGUAUUUCCCUCUUCCCACAGAAGGAAAAUUCACGGAGGCUGUGGUUGAUGCAGAGCCGAAGUAUCUGAUAGUCGUGCGACCUGCUCCUCCUCCCAGCCAGAAGAAGUCGUGCUCAGGUAAAUCUCGCACUCGCAAACCCCUCCAGCUGGUGGUGGGCACGUUGACACCGAGCUCCGUCUUCCUGUCCUGGGGGUUCCUCAUCAACCCUCACCAUGACUGGACAUUGCCAAGUCACUGUUCCAGUGACAGAUUUUAUACAAUUCGAUAUAGAGAAAAAGAUAAAGAAAAGAAAUGGAUUUUUCAACUCUGCCCAGCUACUGAAACAAUUGUGGAAAAUCUAAAGCCCAACACAGUUUAUGAAUUUGGUGUGAAGGACAAUAUAGAAGGUGGAAUAUGGAGUAAGAUUUUCAAUCAUAAGACUAUUGUUGGAAGUAAAAACAAAGUAAAUGGGAAAAUCCAAAGCACUUAUGACCAGGUCCACUCAGUGCCAGCAUAUGUCCCACGGAAGCUAAUCCCAAUAACAAUCAUCAAGCAAGUGAUUCAGAAUGUUACCCACAGGGCUUCAACCAAGUCCCCAGACAAGAUUCCUUUUGGAGGAACAAUAUUGGUUCAUCUUAUUAUUCCGGGUCUUAACGAUUCCACUGUAAAACUUCCCUCAUCCAUAAUGCUUGAGAUUUCGGAUGCUCUCAAGGCACAAUUAGCUAAGAAUGAAACAUUGGCUUUACCAGCAGAAUCCAAAACGCCGGAGGUUGAAAAAGUGGCAGGGCAGCCAGUAACAGUGACUCCGGAAACAGUUUCAAGAAGCACUAAGCCCACCCUGGCUAGUGCUUUAGAUACUGCAGAGACAGCACUGGUCCUCAGUGAGAAGACGCCAGAAACAGCACACUCUGUUCUAAUCCCUGAGUCUGAAUUGCUCUCGAGUGCUUUAGCUCCAAAAGGGUCCCCAGAGUUUCCUGAGGCGAAAACAGCCUUCCCAUCUGAGAAACCUGGGGGUUCCCUGGCUUCAAGUGAAGAGCUAUGGGUGGUACCUGGAGCUAAAACAUCUGAAGAUUCCAGAGUUGUGCAGCCUCGAACUGCAACUUACGAUGUUGUCUCAAGCUCAGCAACUUCUGAUGAGACUGAAGUAGAGCCCCACACAGCAACAAGUGAUCCUAUUCUGGACUCUGUCCCACCUAAAACUUCUAGAACUGCUGAACAGCCAAGGGCAACACUGGCUCCAAGUGAAGCAUCGUUUGAUCCCCGAACCGUGGAAAUCCUCACCAGUCCUGAAAUACGACCUACGACAGCUGCUCCCCAGCAAACUACCUCUAUUCCGUCCACACCCAAACGACAGUCAACUCCCAAACCGCCAAGAGUCAAACCUGCCCCAGAACCCGAGACUCGACCAUCUGCACAGUCAACAAAGGCUCCACCACACAAGACCAAAAGGCCAGGUCGCCGCCGUCCUAAAACCACCCGUAGUCCAGAAGUACCCAAGUCCAAGCCUGCUCUGGAACCCGCUACUGUACCACCGGAGAUCUUGGUACCCACAAUUGUUCCCAAACCACCCCAGAGACCUAAAGCCACACGCAGGCCAGAGGCACCCCAAAUCCAGCCUGCUCCCCGACAGACAACCAGCAUGCCUCCCAAGCUCAAACCACCACACUCAAGAAGGCCAGGAAAAGAGCAAGUUCCUAAGGGAUCCCCGCAUACUACUUCAAAGCCAAAAAUGCCACCAAGUCCUGAAGUGGCAGACACUACAUCUGUUCCAAAAGAAGAACACCUUUCCCAUAAACCAGAUCCCGAGGUCUCUCAAAGUGAAACUGUGCCUUUAGAGACACGGGACAUUCCUCUCAUACCUGUGAUUUCACCAAGACCUAGUGAAGAGGAACUACAAACCAUCAUGGAACAAACAGACCAGUCUACCCAAGAGCUCUUCACAACUAAGAUUCCACGAACAACUGAACUGGCAAAGACAACUCAGGCACCACACAGAUUACACACCACUCCUGCGAGGCCCAGAAUACCUGAAAGGCCACAUGGCAGGCCUGCCCUGAACAAAACAACUACAAAACCUGAUAAAACCAAAUCCAGAGGGAUGUCCCAUAAAAAUGGAGUAGGACCAGGAACCAAGCAGACACCUAAGCCAUCAAGCACUGGGAGAAAUACGUCAGUAGACUCACAUGCCAUAAGAAAACCAGGCUUAAUCCCAGGGACACGUCAUAGACAUACGUCCCCAAGACCUGUGCCUCCACAGAGAAAGCCUUUACCACCGAAUAAUGUCACCGGAAAGCCAGGGAGUGCAGGAAUCAUUUCCUCCAGUCGGGCAACUUCCCCACCCCUGAAGGCAACACUCAAACCUACUGGAACAGCCACAGAGAGACCAGGGGCAGAAAAAAAGCAACCAACUGCUCCUGCUUCAGAAGAAGAAUUUGGUAAUACAACUGACUUUAGUUCAAGUCCGACCAAAGAAACCGAUCCCCUUGGGAAGCCCAGAUUCGUAGGUCCCCAUGUGCGAUAUAUCCCAAAGCCUGACAACAAGCCCUGUUCCAUCACUGAUUCCGUCAGACGCUUCCCGACAGAGGAAGCCACGGAAGGGAAUGCCACCAGCCCACCACAGAACCCACCCACUAACCUCACCGUGGUCACUGUUGAAGGCUGCCCCUCAUUUGUCAUCUUGGACUGGGAGAAACCUCUAAAUGACACCGUCACUGAAUAUGAAGUCAUAUCCAGAGAAAAUGGGUCAUUCAGUGGGAAGAACAAGUCCAUUCAAAUUACAAACCAAACGUUUUCUACGGUAGAAAAUCUGAAACCAGAUACAAGCUAUGAAUUCCAGGUGAAACCCAAAAAUCCACUUGGCGAGGGCCCCGCCAGCAACACAGUGGCGUUUAGUACGGAAUCAGCUGACCCAAGAGUGAGUGAGCCAAUUUCUGCAGGGAGAGACGCCAUCUGGACUGAAAGACCCUUUAAUUCAGACUCUUACUCAGAAUGUAAAGGCAAGCAGUAUGUUAAAAGGACGUGGUAUAAAAAGUUUGUCGGAGUGCAGCUGUGUAACUCUCUCAGAUACAAGAUUUAUUUGAGCGACUCCCUCACAGGCAAGUUUUACAACAUAGGAGAUCAAAGGGGCCAUGGAGAAGAUCACUGCCAGUUUGUAGAUUCAUUUUUAGAUGGCCGCACAGGACAGCAACUUACCUCUGACCAGUUACCCACCAAAGAAGGUUAUUUCAGAGCUGUUCGUCAGGAACCUGUCCAAUUUGGAGAAAUAGGUGGUCAUACCCAAAUCAAUUAUGUCCAGUGGUAUGAAUGUGGGACCACAAUACCUGGGAAAUGGUAGAUGCAACAAAAUUAUUUCCAAAGUACUUCUGGUUCACUAUCGCAAAAAGAAACAACAACAACAACAACAACAACAAACCACCAAAAAUAGUGGUACUUGUCAUACCUAUUCAAGCCUAUUUUUGUUUACUAUGUGUAAGUUUGCAGUCUAAGACAGCAGUACUAGAUGUUUAUUAUUAGAAAAGAUUACUGAGAAUAUUUAUCAGGUUUUACAAAGUCAUUUUUAAAAAGCAAGAUAUUAACAUUAAUAAAAUAACAUUUUAGGGAAGCUGGCUCCCUAGUCAUAUUUUAAAAGAUCAUUUGUAUAUUAUUUAUCACACUGUUGUAAUGUUUUCAGAUACUUUUAUAACAAAAUUGUCAAAAAUCUUUAAUAAUCUUUAUAAAAAGUAUUUACUUUAUUGAUGUGUACGUGUUGUUGGUGAAUUAAUUCCACAAACCUCUUCUUGGUUUAACUUAUUGGAUCAAAUAAUCUUCAGCAUAUACAUUUGACAGGAAGUAGUUCAAAUGUAAAUGUAAACUUCCAUUUUUAGAAUCAGAUGAACAGAUUUUAAGUUUAAGUAGUUAUAUAUUCAUGCUAAUAAUUCCUUAACUACCAGCAAAUUAUUGCAAAAAGCCUGAAUCUGUAAAUUUUAUUUAAGCCAGAAACAAGUAAUAAUCUGGUAUGUGUCAGAUGAUAACGCCUUUCUUCUGUGCCCAUACUACUAUGUCUCAGAUACUUUCAAGAGCUUCCUUUAAGCCAUUUUCAGUGGUUCUAUGGUUAAGCUGUACGUAGAGACUGGGUGUGAGGGCACAUGGAAAGAUAAUGCAUGGUGAGAAGCUAUGAUUUCAUAGGAUAUAUUAUAUAUUUAUAUGUUUAGGCCAUGAAUGAAUGUAUCACAGAAUGUUUUUGUGACGCUGUUUACUUAAGCUGUAACAAAACUGACUCAUUUUAUGAAAAAAAAAAAGGAAAAAGCAUUGCUUUCCUUCAUGUGUGGAGGGAGCCUAGAAUAUUAUUGCUUGCCCUGAAAAGAUUUUUUUCUGUAUGUACCUUUCAACAUGCUUUAGUUUUAUCAAUACUACAUUUUGUAUUUUCAAGCAAGUAUAAACAACUGCAAUAAAAAGAUGUAGGUUUUUAAAAAUG
Messenger RNA from Rattus rattus (black rat), 4644 nucleotides. It is a transcript of the gene Abi3bp, whose product is annotated as ABI family member 3 binding protein. The transcript is spliced from 40 exons. The coding region runs from base 1 to 3525 and encodes 1174 amino acids. Gene Ontology annotation, biological process: positive regulation of cell-substrate adhesion; extracellular matrix organization. Gene Ontology annotation, molecular function: protein binding. The record is from RefSeq and is a predicted model, not a curated record. Lineage: Eukaryota; Metazoa; Chordata; Mammalia; Rodentia; Muridae.